UGAAAGAAAACAAUUGACUGAAGAAGGAAAAUAAAAUAAAAAGGAAAAAACGAGAUGACAAAAAAAAAAAAAACGAAAAAAAGACGAAAACAAAGAAACAACAGAAUGAACAAAUAUUACAACACACGAACUGAAGGAACCACGUCAUUGUCAGCGAGACGAGACGAGACAGAAAAAGCAGAUUGAGUCACAUUUCGAAGCUUCAUUUAUUCAUUCAUUGAGCUCAGAACUUCCGAAGCCUCACUCACUCACUCACUACCUAGGACUCACAUUAUCGCAUUCACGAGAGAGAGAGAGAGAGAGAGAGAGAGAGAGAGACUUAAUUUGAAACACCUCCGAACCUUCACUACUGUUCAAACACUCCGUAAUUAAAUUCUGUCUUUUAAGGAUGUUUUUUACGGUUUCAUUGAUAGAUUAACUGCAUUUUUACAUUUUAAACUGAAGAAACAGUCUUGAAAACCCGCCCAGUCAUCGCUGUGGUGAGAAAAUGAAGCUUUUUUUAAAUAAUUACUUGUUUGAUAAGUUGCACGGUGUUUUUACGAGUGUUUUUACGGCUCUAGUGACAGAUUAACUACAUUUCUACAUUAUUCACAUGACAAACAUUCUUGAAAACUCGUCCGAUCAUCGCUGUGGCCUUGAAAAAUAAUCGUGGUGAAAAAAUUAAGCGUUUCUAAAUAUUUGCUUGUUUGAUCAGUUACUUGUGGUUUUUAAGGGUGUUUUUACUGCUCUAGUGACAGAUUAACUACAUUUCUACAUUAUGUUCACGACAAACUCUAUGGAAAGUUUGGCCAAUCAUCUUUGUCGCCUUGAAAAUGAUCGUGGUAAGAAUAUAAAGUCUAUAAUGAAUUACUUGUGGUUAUUUAAGGAUGUUUUUACGGUUGUAGUGACAGAUUAACUACAUUUCUACAUUAUUAACACGACAAACAUUCUUGAAAACUCGACCAAUUAUUUCUGUGGCCUUGAAAAAUAGUUGUGGUGAGAAAAUAAAACGUUUCUAAAUCUUUGCCUUUAUAAUGUUACACGUGUUUUUAAGAGUGUGUUUUAUUGGUAUAGUGACAAGUAAACUACAUUCUCUGUGGCCUUAAAAAAUGUUCAUGGUAAGAAAAUAAGGUCUUUUUAAUUAAUUACUUAUGGUUUUUAAGGAUAUUUUUACAGUUAUAUUGACAUUUCUACAUUAUUCACGCGAUAAACUGUAUGGAAAGUUUGGCCAACCAUCUCUGUGGCCUUGAAAAAAAGUAGCGGCGAGAGAGCAGAGCGUGAAUACAAACCAGGGAGGGAGAGAGAGGGAGAGGGGACGCAGGUGAAGGACCACUGGAGUAUAUUGGUGGGUCUCUCUAAACUCAGGGCCUCAGUAUGACUCAAGCAACGGUGGGGGACAGUCACCUCGCCCUCGCCCUCCUCCUCCACCUGCCUCUCGCCUCACGCCCCAGUUCCUCUCGGCCCUCAGGAUAGAAAUGGCCUCUCUUCGGCUGGCGGCGGCUGUGGUGGUGGUGGUGGCGGCGGCGGCGGCGGGGCUGUGGCGGAGUGUGGCGGCCGACCCUGCCCUACCUGUCGCUUUCAGAGAGAAGAGUACCACUUAUAACGCUAGAAAAGAGUCCCUGGAGGAGGUGGACUUACUGCAGGCCAUCGCGGUGCCCUUCGAAGACCCCUCCACGCAGUACUUCGUCACGGGAUUCGAUGGGUUCCCUGCUUUUGGGUUCAAGGUUGGCGCCAGCAUCAAACACCCUUUCGACUCUUCCUCCCUGAAAAGUUCUACAGGGAGUUCUCGAUACAGGCAGCAGUGAAGCCAGACACAGAAGAAGGUAUGUUUCUUUUUGCCGUCACCAACCCUCUGGAAAACCUAAUCCAGCUGGGCGUCUCCCUCACACCAGGCCUUCCCGGGACAACAAACCUCUCUCUCUACUACACUGACGCUGAGAGACACAUGAGCUCGCAGUCGCUUGUGUCUUUCCUCGUCCCGCAGUUCAAGGGAGUGUGGACAAGAUUCGCUUUUCGAGUCAGCAGGGAAGAGGUGCAGCUUUGGUUUAACUGCCAGAGGUACAAUGAGUUAGUGGUGCAAAGGAUACCCCAGCAGCUCGUGUUUGACUCCGCCUCCACCUUGUACAUCGGCCAGGCGGGGGGCAUUUUCAAGGGCUUCU
Molecule: messenger RNA, 2138 nt
Organism: Portunus trituberculatus (swimming crab)
Lineage: Eukaryota; Metazoa; Arthropoda; Malacostraca; Decapoda; Portunidae
Exons: 5
Coding region: 1455-1784 (109 amino acids)
Source: RefSeq, a predicted model, not a curated record